UCAGACUCUAAAACCUGAGAAAACUUUUGUAAGUUAUGAGUGCCUUCUUCUAUCAUUAAAAGAUCUUUCAGUCAAGAUUUUCUGUAGUAAGUGUGAACUUGAGCACCACCACCGGGCAUUCGUCAUCACUCUUCCUUCUCUUUCCACUAUAAUCAUGGGCCCUAAGCGUGGUGGUACUCGUAGAGGGACCCGACAGUCGUCUCGACUUCGGGGACAGGAUCCCCAUCCUAAGCCGGAGAAUGAGCCAAAUUCGGGGCUAACACCGGAACAAGUUGAACAGUCUUAUGUAGGAGGUCAGACAGGGGCUGUACCAGAGAUGGCUACUCCACAAAUGGACCCCAACUUUCAGCAGACACUGGAGUUAUUGACUCAGGCCUUAUCCAGGACCGGCCAUUCCAGAGAUCCAUCUUUAAAUUAUGCUGAUCAAGCUAGGAGAAUUGAGGCAGUAGAGUUUGAUGGUGAUGGUGAUGGUGACCCCGCCAUGGAGUGGAUAGAAAAGAUGGAAAGAAUCAUGGAUGUGAUGGAUGUUCCACAGGGACGCAAAGUAGUGCUGGCUACUUUCUUUUUGUCUAGAAAUGCAAGAUAUUUGUGGGAAUCCAUGAGGAGACGAUACCAGGAUCCAUCAACCAUUACAUGGCAAGUGUUUCGGACGACAUUUGAUGAGCAGUUCAACCCACUAGCCUACCAAAAUAUGAAGAUGGAGGAGUUUCUUCAGUUGGAAUAG
Prunus avium (sweet cherry) is the source of this 724-nucleotide messenger RNA. Lineage: Eukaryota; Viridiplantae; Streptophyta; Magnoliopsida; Rosales; Rosaceae. The record is from RefSeq and is a predicted model, not a curated record.